GUAAAUUGCACCAAUGCCCACGGCAAAGUCCAACCAUGUCUUUCGAUUGUGUAUUCCGCUACGUGUCAUUUCGCUGUAGACAGCCAACGUGCCGGCAGCAAGUUAACCGAUUAUAUACAUAUUUAUAUAAUCACGUGAUUAUAUAUAGGUCAGGCCGAAGGUUUACAAAAAAUAAUUGUGAUUUCAUUUUCAUACUGUCGAUAUCCUCUCUAAUUCUCUUUUUCUGCCCUCGAUAUCUGCCCUCGUUAGUCCAAUUUUUCUAGGGUUUGCCGGAAAAUCCUCUCCAAUUUUCCCGAGAAAAAUUCUAGGGCGCGCGCAGAUAUGAGCUUUCAGGAUCUCGAAUCUGGGCGCCCUUUGGCUCAGUCCCGGCGAGAUUACAUCAAUGCUAAGCAAGAUCCGACGCAGGCCGUUGCUUCUGGCAUUUUCCAGAUCAAUACCGCGGUUUCAACUUUUCAGCGACUCGUUAAUACGCUUGGAACCCCCAAGGACACGUCAGAGCUACGGGAGAAGUUGCACAAGACGAGGCUACAUAUUGGGCAGUUAGUCAAGGAUACCUCUGCUAAACUUAAGCAAGCUAGCGAAACAGAUCAUCAUGCUGAAGUUAGUGCCAGCAAGAAGAUUGCAGAUGCUAAACUGGCAAAAGAUUUUCAAGCAGUUUUAAAAGAGUUUCAGAAGGCUCAACGGCUGGCAGCAGAAAGGGAAACGGCAUAUACUCCUUUUGUUCCCCAGUCAGUUCUUCCUUCCAGCUAUACGGCAAGUGAGAUAGAUGUAGGUCCAGAUAAGAGUCCUGAACAACGUGCUCUUCUUGUGGAAUCUAGAAGACAGGAGGUCUUGUUGUUGGACAAUGAGAUUGUCUUCAAUGAGGCUAUCAUUGAAGAAAGGGAGCAGGGAAUACAAGAAAUCCAGCACCAAAUUGGCGAGGUGAAUGAGAUUUUCAAAGAUCUUGCUGUGCUGGUCCAUGAGCAAGGAGUUAUGAUUGAUGAUAUUGGCUCCAACAUUGAUGGUGCCCAGGCUGCAACAGCACAGGCAAAAUCCCAACUUGCAAAAGCAUCAAAGACCCAACGAUCAAAUUCAUCUCUGACCUGCUUGCUGUUGGUGAUAUUUGGGAUCAUCCUCCUCAUUGUGAUCAUCGUAAUUGCAGCUUAAUCAGAAAAUUCUUAGAGUCCAAUCAUAGAGCAGACCUGUAAUCUGCUUGGCAACAAGGUGUGGUCUCUUUGUUAAUUUCUUUGGUUUUGAUGUUUUACGAGACAUGCAUGAUGAGGGACUGAAACUUGGCUUCAAUUUCAAGGGAGUAUAUAGUGUUGGUAUCUGGUUAUAAUUCAGUUGUUUUUAUUUGAGGAGGGGGGUGGUUGUGAGUUGUGGUUGAUAUCUGUUCUCAUCUUACUGUAAGUUGCUGUUUUGAGGGUAUAUGGGUCUGGUUGUGUAAUGUUUCUUUUAUUUUUAUUAAUAAAAAAUUAUAAUUCUUUGUGUUUCA
This is a messenger RNA of Vitis vinifera (wine grape), 1474 nucleotides long. Its product is annotated as syntaxin-22. The record is from RefSeq and is a predicted model, not a curated record. NCBI's taxonomy places the organism in Eukaryota, Viridiplantae, Streptophyta, Magnoliopsida, Vitales, Vitaceae. Gene Ontology annotation, molecular function: SNARE binding; SNAP receptor activity. The transcript is spliced from 7 exons. Bases 322 to 1146 code for a protein of 274 amino acids. Gene Ontology annotation, biological process: vesicle-mediated transport; vesicle fusion; intracellular protein transport. Gene Ontology annotation, cellular component: membrane; SNARE complex; endomembrane system.